GUUCAUCUCUGCGGUGUUACAGCUGCAAGAACCAGCUCAGCAACUCCAAGUGUCUGACCGAGACGACAUGCACUGCUGACAAGAACACAUGCAAGACAGAUGUCAUCCGGGUUGUAGGGCUCUUCAGCAUCAUCAACAAGGGCUGUGAGUCGUCCUGUGAAGUCUCCUACCAGGACUUCAACGUGGGCAACAGGAACGUCUCCUGCUGCAGCAGCGACCUCUGCAACACCAAUGCCGCGGGCUCCGUGAGGUCCAGCUAUGGCAUGGCAGGAGGGGUAGCAGCUGGUGUGAUCUGGAUCUUCCUCAACAACAAGUUGUGAGGAGCCAAGAGGCCUCCCAUGACCACAAAAAGUGUCAGAGCACCCAUCUAACAACAGGAAUUGUAACCAAGAGUGAUGAGGUGUGUUGGGCACCCAGCACGCUUGGAGCUGAUGGCUCUCUUUGCCAGAUGACAGCUUCUUCUUCACCUUUAUUGCAAAGCUGUAAUGCUACCAGAUCAGAAAAUACAUGUUCACGCUGCCUGCAAAACACCUAAAAUAAACUUAUGUCCAAAUCAAG
Messenger RNA from Manacus vitellinus (golden-collared manakin), 558 nucleotides. RefSeq names its product prostate stem cell antigen. The transcript is spliced from 2 exons. The annotation marks the transcript as partial. The record is from RefSeq and is a predicted model, not a curated record. NCBI's taxonomy places the organism in Eukaryota, Metazoa, Chordata, Aves, Passeriformes, Pipridae.